CUGAGCUCCAUCCUGGCUCUUAAAGGGCCCCUUGCAUCCUCUUCCUCAAAGGCGUCCCUUCCUCCUGACCUGUGAUGGCACCCAAAACGGCACCCAAAACGGCACCCAAAACAGCACCCAAAAAGAAAGGCGGGCGCAAGAAGGAGGAGGCCCCCAAAGAGCCGGACUUCGAUGAAGCCAUCGUGCCCGAACACAGCCGGGAGUUUUACUUGAUCCAGAUCCGGGAUCUGGAGAAGCGAUUAGCCAGGUACCAGAAGAAAUGGGACGAGUUGCAAGUCAGCGAGGAGCUCUUCCGCACCGAAUACGAGAAGAUGAUCGCCGACAACAAGGAGAUUGUGUCCUUCCUGAAGAAGACGCUCAACCAGCGGGUGGACGAGAUCGCGGACCUCACCCUCCAACUGCAGAACCUGCAACAGGCCAAGGACAUGGAGAAGGACGCCUUUGAGGCCCAGCUGGCCCAGCUGCGGCACGAGUUCCAGGAGACCAAGGACGUCCUCACCACGGAGAACAUGACGCUCAGUGCCAAGUUGGCGGCUUUGGAGGAAUUUCGCAUCCAGAAAGACGAGAUCAUGGCCAGGUUUGCCGACCUUGAGGGCCAGCUGACGAAGCAGGAGGAGGACCACAAGGCCACUGUUUACAACAUGGAGAAGAAAGCGGUGAUCGACAAAGAAAGGCUGAAGAAAGACAUGCUGCACCGAGUGAAUGCCGUGGCGGCUGAAUUCCGGAAAGUCUCCAACAACCAGAUGGCGGAGACCACCAAGCGCACCAUCCGGGAGAACGUGGCCAUCAGCAUCCAGCUGACCAAGAUCACAGAGCAGAGCCUCCAGCUCAUCCAGGAGAACGACCGGCUGAAGGAGGCCCACGCCGAAGCCCUGAAGCAGCUGAAGUUGCUGGAGCAGAACGAGAAGCUCAUGGCCAGGAACAGCGUCAGCAACCACAAGGUGAUCUGGAUGCUCACCAACAAAUGCAAAGAGCUGCAGGCCCAAGUGGACGAAUACGUGCAAAUGAAGAAGGUCGUGGCCCAAACCCAGGAGAGCAAUGAAAGGCUCGAGGAGCUGAAUGCGGCACUCCGAGAGGAGCUGAACACUCUGAAAGCCAACAUCAUGCGGAAGCACUCUGAGCAUCAGGACCAAGCCAAGGCCUUCCAAGACGAGCACGAGCGGAGGAUGUUUGCGGAGAGAGUGCUGCGGCAUAUGGCCGCCGGGCUGAAGGAGAUCUUGGCGCAACGGCCGUCCGAUGAGGAUGAAGAUGGUGGCUUGGGUGUAAUCUUCCACGUGCGCCGCAACGACGCUCUGCAGGGCAUCCUGAAGCUUUUGAACCGAAGCAUUGCGCGCAUCGAGGCCAAGGAGAUGCUCCGGCCUCUCACGGAAGAGAACAAGAUGGUCAGGUUGUCCGUCGACAUGGAUGACAGUCCUCGCACAGGAGUGCACCUCAAGCCUGCCCACCUGAUGUCGCAUUACGAUGUCUCCAGAAUCCCAAAGCCUCGCCCCGCUCACAGUAUGCCCUCCAUGAGCACCGUGGUCCGGAGCCGGGUCGACACCCUACGCCCCUAUGCCAGCGCCACAGAGCCUUUGGUGACGGCAUGGAGGACUCCGGUGAAGGAGGAGGCUCUUUCGCCAAAGGAAACAGCGGCACAGGAGGAACCCAUUCAGCAGGAGGAAGUGGUAGCCCAACAGGCACCGGAUGAGGAGUAGGAGAUUGAGCCCAACUUGACUUUGGGGAGGAGCCUUUAAGCCCUUU
This is a messenger RNA of Anolis sagrei ordinatus, 1740 nucleotides long. RefSeq names its product cilia and flagella associated protein 157 (gene CFAP157). Gene Ontology annotation, molecular function: microtubule binding. Gene Ontology annotation, cellular component: cilium; ciliary basal body. NCBI's taxonomy places the organism in Eukaryota, Metazoa, Chordata, Lepidosauria, Squamata, Anolidae. The record is from RefSeq and is a predicted model, not a curated record. Gene Ontology annotation, biological process: sperm axoneme assembly.